UGAGAUUCAAUUGUUUUUGUUUAAUGUUUUCAAUCCGCGUUUUUUUGUCCCCAACAAUUAAACAGUUAAAUUGUGGUUAAGUCUUUGUUAAAUCUUGUGACUCUUCUUAUGAAGCAACAUGGCUGCUAUAUCCUUGGAUAAAGAUGCCUUCUUCCGACGUGCUAAAAGGUUUUACCAGCAUUGGAAAAAUCCAUCCAAUGAAGUAAACCUAAAUGAUGUUGAUUCUAUCGUCUUUUGUGUUGGCUCUGAUGAUGAUGUUACAUAUUCUAAAUCAAUUGCCUUACAAACAUGGCUAUUUGGUUAUGAGUUGACUGACACUAUAAUUGUCUUAUCGGAAAAGUCUAUACAAAUAUUGGCCAGUAAAAAGAAGGUUGAAUUUCUUAAAGCCAUUGAAUCAUCUAAAGAAAAUGAGAAAGAUGUACCACCAGUAUCUCUUUUGGUUCGUGAUAAAGCGGAUAAAGAUCAGGCCAAUUUCUCUAAAUUAUUGGAUACUUUAGCUAAAAGUCGUUCCAAUGGCAAGAAGGUUGGUGAAUUUAGUAAGGACAAAUUUUCCAAUGAAUUCCUUGACUCUUGGAAAAAGUUAUUUGAUGAUUCAAAUUUAAACACUACUGAUGUAAGCUCUUCAGUUGCUUAUAUAAUGGCUGCCAAAGAGGAUUCGGAAAUUGAAAUAAUCAAGAAAGCUUGUGGUAUCACUGUUGAAGUGUAUUCUAAAUAUCUGAGAGAAGAGAUCACUGAAAUUAUUGAUUCUGACAAAAAGGUUAAACAUACUAAACUAACUGAAGGUGUGGACAAAGCCAUGCAAGAUAAAAAGUACAUUAAAAAUUUGGAUUCUCAUGCAGUUGAUGUAUGUUAUUUGCCAAUAAUACAGUCUGGUGGUAACUACAGUCUCAAAUUCAGUGCUGCCAGUGAUAAAAAUAAUCUACACUUUGGAUCAAUCAUUUGUUCUCUAGGAGCUCGUUAUCGGCAAUAUUGUUCAAACAUUGUCCGUACCAUUUUGGUUAAUCCAACACAAAAGCAACAAGAUCUGUAUGAUUUCCUAAUCACCACACUUGAUGCUGUUAUCAACAAAUUACAAGAUGGCGUUAAGCUUUGUGAUGUUUAUAAAGUGGCUCAAGAUAUGCUCGAGAAAAAAUAUCCUGAACUUAAUGAUAAGAUGACCAAGAAUAUUGGUUUUGCAAUGGGACUUGAAUUUCGUGAGCCUGCACUUUUAAUCGCACCCAAAGUGACCGCUGUUGCAAGAAAGGGAAUGGUAUUCAAUGUAGCCAUCGGUCUAUCAAAUCUCAUCAAUGAAGCAGCAAAAGACAAAGAAUCAAAAGUAUAUGCACUUUUUGUCGCUGAUACCGUUUUGGUUAAUGCUGGUAAACCUGCUGAAAUUUUGACCAAUGCUAAAAGAAAAUUGAAAAGUGCAGCCAUCUUUUUAAAAGACGACGAAGAAGGAUCUGAAGAAGAGGAAGAAGAUGUUAAACCUCAGCUGGAUGAAGGUUUAUUGGGACGUACUGGUAGACGAACAACGAUUCUCAAUUCAAAAUUGAGAACCGAAGCAUCAACAGAGGAGAAGCGAAAAUUACAUCAGAAAGAGCUCGCACAGCAACUUAACGAAGCGGCGAAAGCACGUUUAGCUCAAAAAUCGGGUGGAAAAGAACAACAAAAAGUUCGAAAAUCGAAUGUCUCUUACAAAUCAAUUAAUCAUAUGCCUAAAGAUCCUGAAAUAUCCGAAUUGAAAAUAUUCGUUGAUCGUAAAUAUGAAACAAUCAUUUUACCCAUUUAUGGUUUACCUGUACCAUUCCAUAUAUCAACAAUCAAAAACAUUUCACAAUCAGUUGAAGGUGAUUACACUUACCUUCGUAUUAAUUGUUUUCAUCCAGGGUCAACUUUGACCAAGAACGAGAGUGGAAUGUAUUCCAAUCUAGAUGCUACCUUUGUGAAAGAAAUUACUUAUCGAGCAACCAAUGUAAAAGAACCUGGUGAACUUUCAGCUCCAUCUUCCAAUCUGAAUACCGCUUUUCGUUUGAUCAAAGAGGUUCAAAAGAAAUUUCGAACUCGUGAAGCAGAGGAAAGAGAGAAAGAAGGUAUUGUUAAACAAGAUACUCUGGUUAUCAGUAACAACAAGGGUAAUCCUAAAUUGAAAGAUUUGUACAUCCGACCAAACAUCUAUUCUAAACGUAUUUCUGGUACCCUGGAAGCUCAUGUAAAUGGUUUUCGAUUUACAUCAAUUCGAGGUGAUAAAGUUGAUAUUCUCUACAAUAAUAUUAAACACGCAUUCUUCCAACCCUGUGAUGGUGAGAUGAUUAUUCUGAUUCACUUUACUUUAAGAAAUGCCAUCAUGUUUGGUAAAAAGAAACAUGUUGAUGUUCAAUUUUACACCGAAGUUGGUGAGAUUACUACUGAUCUUGGAAAACAUCAGCAUAUGCAUGAUCGUGAUGAUUUAGCUGCCGAACAAGCUGAACGUGAAUUACGAGGUAAACUUAAGGCUGCAUUCAAAAACUUUUGCGACAACGUUGAAGCCAAAACCAAGGGAGACAUUGAAUUUGACACUCCUUUCAGAGAUUUAUCUUUCCCUGGUGUUCCCCAUCGAUCAAUUGUUAAUCUUCAACCAACAUCUUUCUGUUUGGUUAAUCUCACUGAUUGGCCUCCGUUUGUUAUUACUCUCGAUGAAGUUGAAUUAGUUCACUUUGAAAGAGUUCAGUUCCAUCUUAAAAAUUUUGACAUGGUCUUCAUUUUCAAAGAUUACUCCCGAAAAGUAGCCAUGAUUGGUUCCAUUCCCAUGGCCAUGUUAGACCAUGUUAAAGAAUGGUUAAAUCAAUGUGAUAUUCGUUACAGUGAAGGUAUUCAAUCAUUGAAUUGGGUUAAAAUCAUGAAGACCAUAACAGAUGAUCCAAAUGGUUUCUUUGACCAAGGAGGUUGGAAAUUCUUGGAUCCUCAAAGUGGUGAUGAAGCAGAAGAUGAUGAUGAUGAGGAUGAAGAAGAUGAACAAUAUAACCCAACUGAAGAGAGUGACGAUGAUGAUGAAUCAGAAUCUGAUGCAUCAGGUUCUGAUGUUACAGAAAGUGAAGAUUAUUCAGAAGAUCUUGGCAGUAGUGAAGAGAGUGGAAAAGAUUGGUCUGAAUUGGAAGAAGAAGCUGCUCGUGCUGAUAGAGAAAAAGAUUAUGAAGAAACUGGAGAGGUACAACAAACACAUCGAAAUAAAAAAUUUUCCAAAUCAAAGCACAGUUCUGGGCCGAGUAAAGGUCACUCUUCAGGUCACAGUAAAAGUCAUCACAGUUCAGGACCAAGUAAGGAUAAAAGUCCAAUGAAAAAUGGCUCCAAAAGACCUCGAGAUCAUGGAUCCGAUCAAAAGAAAAAGAAAUUCAAAAAAUGAACAAAAAAAUCUUCCUUAAAGGUUGAACAUUCUACCAAAAUGAUUACAAUUCUCUCGAUACUCUUACGCAUUUUAUACAAUUAUUGCAACAAAACAUCAACAUGGAUUAACCAAUUUUUUUUUCACGAGUAAAUGAUAACCAAAAGACAAA
Messenger RNA from Panonychus citri (citrus red mite), 3509 nucleotides. It is a transcript of the gene dre4, whose product is annotated as FACT complex subunit spt16-like. Gene Ontology annotation, cellular component: FACT complex. The transcript has 4 exons. Gene Ontology annotation, molecular function: nucleosome binding. Lineage: Eukaryota; Metazoa; Arthropoda; Arachnida; Trombidiformes; Tetranychidae. Gene Ontology annotation, biological process: positive regulation of transcription elongation by RNA polymerase II; transcription elongation by RNA polymerase II. Bases 119 to 3358 code for a protein of 1079 amino acids. The record is from RefSeq and is a predicted model, not a curated record.